Molecule: messenger RNA, 1431 nt
Organism: Haliotis rubra (blacklip abalone)
Lineage: Eukaryota; Metazoa; Mollusca; Gastropoda; Lepetellida; Haliotidae
Exons: 4
Coding region: 266-1303 (345 amino acids)
Source: RefSeq, a predicted model, not a curated record
UACCCCACAGGGUCUUCACCAUCAAACGAACCUCGAAAAGCAUGGACGGAAAGAUGAGUUUGUUCGAGGACGCAAAGACGUAGGCUAAAGAGGGUCCGUCUUUGUCAUUUCUCCCUUUCGAUCUGCAGUUUGAGACAAAGGGGUGAACUGCAUAUAGAAACUGAGCUGAACUUCACCAUGUAGUCAAAUGAUAGCGAGCUGGAGGGACAAAUCUUGUUUAGAAACGGAAUCUCAAUGUUGACCAACUGGUCACUUCCGUAGUUCGAUGUUUCUGAACUUGCACUGUGGUAAAAUGGCUUUUCAGCUAAGGAGUAUCUGCCGGAAGCGCGGCAUAUGCAAAUGUCUGUGUUAUGCAUUUUUGGUGAUUGUUGUUGUGGAGGUCGUGGUGUUCAACGCUCUGGUGUUUGUGGCGUUGAUGUCGGUGAAGAAGGAGUUGUCAACGAUACUGGACGCUCCAGGAAAUUCCCUCAUGGACAAGUUAAUGAAUAAUAGGAAAUUUCAGGAACUGGUGGAUGUGGGCCGGAAUGGAGGAUUUGCCAAACUGAUGGAGGAAACGGUCGGUCGAAUGUACAUUGUAUCGAAUCCAAGCGAUCGGGGCAACAAACCAUCCCAGCCACAGCUGAGUUUCCUAGGAAUCGACGUGUCAAACGCUCGUGAAGCCACGUACCUGUAUCGACGUAUACAGUCUCGGCCAGACUUCCCCUACACACGUCUCAUUGUUGACAUUGGCGCCAAUGACGGCCUUGUUUCCAGUAACUCGUUUAACUUUAUUCAGUGGGGAUGGAGCGCGAUACUCGUUGAGCCUCAGUCACAUGAAAUGAGCUUGGCAAAACUAAACAACAAGAGGAAUUUUGACCCUUACAAUGAGGGUAAACAGAACCUGACGCUAGUUCAAGGAAUAUUGUCUGACAAAGAUGGCAUGGUAGACUUUGUGUUGUCGAGUUCUGUGGACAAAAUGGAGAGCCAUGCCAUGAAGAAUUUCCAAUAUGAACAGGCCAAAAACACAAAUCCAUUCAUUGUGAAGGUGCCUAGUCUCACUGUCAGAACAUUUGCAAGGAGAUACAAUGUGCCAAAGAUGUUUGGAGUUCUCUCCCUUGAUGCAGAAGGUUUGGGAGAUAAGCUGUUGCACCAGUGGAUGGACCUAGGCUUCAAGCCUGCAUAUAUUAUAUAUGAACAGCUUCAUAACAGUGAACCAAUCAUCACCACUGUCGAUUACCUGGAGGAAAAAGGAUAUCGCUAUCUCAACAGACUGGGCUGGAACUAUUUGUUUGAACACAUGCCCUUCCCAGGAGAGGAAAAUUGAUUGUCAGCAGAAUCUGAUGUUUAAUAGAAUGCGAAAGCAUAUAUUGCGAUAUGUAUUGCAGUAUAUUGCAAGAAGUCUUUUUAAACAAAAAAACUAUGUAUAAUUGAGUUAAUGCUUGAUUUAUAAAG